UAGUCAAUUUAUUUCGGAAACCAAACCUAAAUCUCGUGUUUCAUACCUCUCCGAUACCGGAAAUCUCGUGUUGGGUGAAAGAACCUGUCAUCUGAGAGAAGCUACAAUGGCGAAGCGAGAGAUCAGUAGCACUCUGAGAAAUCUGAAGUUUAUGCAAAGGUCUGCUUUAAAAGAGGAGAAGAAGAAGAAGAAGAUUGAUGAUGAUAAUGCGAAUUUUACUCCUUCCCCCGGUUCUGUUUCAAAGAAGUGUGUGGUCAUAACAGACUGGGAUCCUCAGCCAAGAGCGUUGUUAGGACGCUUGUCGUUUCAGUCUUUCAACCCCUCUAUCGAGAAACUGAAUGAAGAAGAGUCGAUAACCGGUGGAAAAACAGAUGCUUCUCCCACAGUAGGCUCUAGCGGUAAUGGAGGAAGGAUGUCUUUUAGUGAACCCAAGGUUGAGACAAGCCAGGAAACAAAUGGUGACUUGAAAAGGAAACAGUCUCAGGAGGGAGUCUCUGAGGAACAAAAACAUCCAAGCAAGUCCCCUAGGAGCAGUGACAAACCAUAACCGAGCAACAAAAAAGGCAACGGUUUCAAGAAACCCAAGAGCUGGCAACCAAAACCUCAAACCAAACACUAGCUUAACUUCAAUCAUCCUAGUUCAAAUUUACUUCACACCAGCUCAAAUGUGAUAUAGUAGAUCAUUCAUUGCAUUUUCUGUAUCAUCAUUCACGUGGUGUAGCAACCCAUUUGAUAUAUUUAUACCACAAAAGUUUUGAAUUUUCUA
Messenger RNA from Brassica napus (rape), 766 nucleotides. RefSeq lists its product as uncharacterized. Lineage: Eukaryota; Viridiplantae; Streptophyta; Magnoliopsida; Brassicales; Brassicaceae. The transcript is spliced from 5 exons. The coding region runs from base 107 to 547 and encodes 146 amino acids. Gene Ontology annotation, biological process: maturation of 5.8S rRNA. The record is from RefSeq and is a predicted model, not a curated record.